Molecule: messenger RNA, 2482 nt
Organism: Chlamydomonas reinhardtii
Lineage: Eukaryota; Viridiplantae; Chlorophyta; Chlorophyceae; Chlamydomonadales; Chlamydomonadaceae
Exons: 14
Coding region: 33-1715 (560 amino acids)
Biological process (GO): glutamyl-tRNA aminoacylation
Molecular function (GO): tRNA binding; ATP binding; zinc ion binding
Source: RefSeq, a predicted model, not a curated record
GCUGACGCAGUCUGCUAGAUAUAAUGGCAGCCAUGAUGUCGCUAGCGUGUCCGCAGCAGCUUAUUGCACGGGGCCACUUCGCCCGAGCCCGCGCGUGCUUCCAGGCCGUUAAGGUCUCCGUCUCGCGCCGGCCGGUGGUAACCUAUGCCACUGCAGCUGUCCAGGAGGCUCCCGCGGCCACAACUGCGCCCGCGAAGGGCUCUCAGGUGCGCGUGCGCUUCGCGCCCUCGCCCACCGGCAACCUGCACGUCGGUGGUGCCCGCACGGCCCUCUUCAACUGGCUGUACGCGCGCAAGAUGGGCGGCAAGUUCAUCCUCCGUGUGGAGGACACGGACACGGCCCGCUCCACCCGCGCCUCGGAGGAGGCCAUGGUCCGCGACCUCAAGUGGCUGGGCCUGGACUGGGAUGAGGGCCCGGACGUGGGCGGCGCGCACGGCCCGUACCGCCAGAGCGAGCGCACCGCCAUCUACAAGGAGAUGGCCGACAAGCUGGUGGCGGAGGGCAAGGCCUACCCCUGCUUCUGCACCGAUGAGGAGCUGGAGGCCAUGAAGAAGGACGCGGAGGAGAAGAAGCUGCCGCCCAUCUACCGCGGCAAGUGGGCUCGCGCCACCGCCGCCGAGGUGGAGGCCGCCAAGGCGCAGGGGCUGCCCUACUGCUACCGCUUCCGUGUGCCGUCGAACCAGGAGGUGAAGAUCCACGACCUCAUCCGCGGCGAGGUGUCCUGGAACACCGACACGCUGGGCGACUUUGUGCUGCUGCGCUCCAACGGCAUGCCCGUCUACAACUUCUGUGUGGCGGUGGACGACGCGCUCAUGGGCAUCACACACGUGCUGCGCGCCGAGGAGCACCUGCCCAACACGCUGCGCCAGAUGCUCAUCUACCAGGCCCUGGGCUUCCCCGUGCCCACCUUCGGCCACGUCAGCCUCAUCCUGGCGCCAGACAAGUCCAAGCUGUCCAAGCGCCAUGGCGCCACCAGUGUGGGCGAGUUCCGCACCCAGGGCUACCUGGCGCCCGCCAUGAUCAACUUCCUGUCGCUGCUGGGCUGGAACGACGGCACCGAGCAGGAGAUUUUCAGCGUGGAGGAGCUCACCACCAAGUUCAGCCUGGACCGAAUCACCAAGUCCGCAGCCGUGUUCGACAAGGUGAAGCUGGGCUGGAUGAACGGGCAGCACCUGAAGCAGCUGCCGGAGGAGGAGGCGGCGGCCAUGGCGGGCCAGCACCUGGUGGCGUGCGGGCUGCUGGCCAGCGCCGACAGCGCCUUCGCCAAGGCCGCAGUCAAGCUGGUCAGCAAGAGCAUGGAGCUGGUGACGGACGUGGAGCCCGAGGUGCGCAAGCUGCUGGCCUACCCGCUGGCGGAGACACUGGCGGCGCCCGAGGCCAAGGCCGUGAUCGACGACGGCUUUGCCGAGGUGGCGGGGGCGGUGCUGGCGGCGUACGAGAGUGGCGAGCUGGCGGCGGCCAUGGCGCAGGGGCACGACGGCUACAAGGCCUGGAUCAACGGCGUGGGCAAGGCCCAGAAGCGCAAGGGCAAGAAGCUGUUCAUGCCGGCGCGUGUGGCCAUCACCGGCCGCAUGGCGGGCCCCGACGUGGGCGACCAGCUGGAGGUGCUGGGCGCGCUGGCGGGCGCGGCCGACGUGGCGGAGGCGGGCGCCUACGUGCCGCUGGCCGACCGCAUGGCGCAGCUCAAGGCCUGGCUGGAGGCCAACAAGGCGUGAGGGAAGAGGCGGGGUGAAGGCGGGGUGGGGCGGGGGGAGGCGGGGUGGUGGAGGCGUGUGGAGGCGUGGUGGUGAGCCGGGGCGAUAAGGCGGCGGUGCGGGAGCACAUGGAGGAGGAGGCGGGAGCUGGUGGAAGAAGGGCGCGGUGUGAGAGCUGGCGUGGGGGGAGGGGGGGAGGAAGUGCAGCACGCAGGGGGGGCGGGCAGUGGUGGGGUGCAGUGCCGCACACACACGGGGGGAGGGGGUCACAGCCGGCGGAGUCGCGCAGAGAGUGUGCGGGCAGCCGGCUAGCGAGGAGGCGCAGGAGGGACGUGCUAGGUGCGGUAAGGGAAAGGCAGGGGGGCGUGUGAUGUGUCGUAGGGGCCGGCAGGUGCCUUUCAAGGGGCACUAGUUGUGCGCUGGAGGAGGCAGAUGAUGAGAGAGUAGGGCAGGAGCACACGGGAUAACGGGACCAAGUUGCUUGCACAGCGCUUAGGCCUGCACCGCUUGGAAGAUGUGGCAGUUGACUCUUGACUGCGUGACGGCGGCAUGAUGGUUGUCACUGCUCUGCUGCCGCUCGGUGCGUUGAUGUGUCGCACAAUAGAGGGGUGCCUGAGCGUUAAAUGACUGGAUACGGGGAACGGCAAAGUGACGGCAAAGUGACCACGAGUGAUCACACGAAGUGACGGCGGGUAUGACCUCGCUCCCCCUCCCCCUUGAAGUUUUCAAGCUGCUGCAGUGAGCGCUGUGAGAUAUUAUGAUAGUGUUGAGUGUAACCUUAGUAGGGC